AUGGAGGAUGUAGAUGCCGAGUUUGCCCCCUUGCGUAAGUCACUGCAAGCGGUGGACGCAAAAAACAUCAUACAGGAUAUAUCUGUAAAUCAUGAGCAACAGGCGUUUUUGAGAAAAAUUCGUCUUGUCACCGGCCAAAAACACGCCCCGAAGCCACACGUAGCAAUUGGGAGUGCAAUUGCAGGUGUAGAUGGAGAUGUAGAUACAAUCACAGCAGCGAUUUCACCAAAUACCGGUAAUGACUCGAAAAAUCAUGCUGGCAAGCGCUCACAUCCAAGCGAUGAUCAUGACACAGCUGGUUUGAAACGAAAGCAGGCCACUGAUCCCAGUUCUUCUUUCCUGGAAUUUCAGUCUUAUUUUUUGAGGCAACUGAAUGGCUCUCUGCCACCACAUGCAACGAAACUGCCGAAAUUCGUUAACGAAUGUUCCAAAGAAGUGGAACGAAUUCUCAAACAGUCCAUUAUACAGAAAGAAAGUCAUUCGGCGAUCAUGGUGGGACCCAGAUCUCACUACAAAACGGCAGUAAUCGAGCACCAUCUUUCCCUUUUAGCCCAGAAAUAUGACCAACAGUUUGUAACCAUUCGUCUUAACGGACUGAUACACUCAGAACAGGCUGCGAUCAAUAGCAUCGCUUUUCAGCUGGAGUCCCGUCUACAGGGUGUACAUGGGAACCAGGACUUAGCAUUCUCGAUCAGUUCAGGAUCGCUCACUGAGGUGUUCGAGAAAGUACUACGAUUGAUUGACACCACCACCAUCCAGCAUACAAAGUCAUCCUCGUCUUCGCGGGCCGAAAAAAUAUCAGUGAUCUUCAUCUUCGAUGAAAUCGAUACUUUUGCGGGGCCCUUAAGACAAACACUCCUUUACAAUCUUUUCGACAUGGUAGAGCACGCUCGAGUACCUGUCUGCAUUUUGGGCUGCACAACCAAAAUGAAUGUCGUGGAGCAUUUGGAAAAAAGGGUAAACAGUAGAUUUUCCCAACGGAUUAUUUACGUCCCUUCCAUCAAGACUUUCGAAGAAUUUUUGGAAGCUAUUCAGGAAGCAUUUUGCGUAGACAUUCCCAACGAAUGCGCCACGAAAUGGAACGAAACGCUCAAACAUCUCGUCCAACAAGAGACAUCAAACUUCCGUCGCGUGGUAAGGAACAACUAUGAGACUUUUCGGUCUACCGUGCUUUUGAAAAACAGCCUACAGAUUUUAGUCGCCAAAGCAAAAUCAAUUCAAGCACUUAUCGACGGACUAGAAACAUGUCAUUGGAUACAUGGCUAUAAUCGCAACCAAUUAGGAAAUUCAAUGAGCUCCAAGGUGAAAUCUCUCUCAGAUCUUGAACUGGCUGUACUGGUUGCAGCCGCCAGGGUUUCGCUCAAAACCGAUGAUAACGUCAAUUUCAAUUUAGCCUAUGCUGAGUACUCUGACAUGGUGAAAGAAACUAACAAAAAAAUGCCAAUAAUUCCGCCUGCGACAGGUACGUCUUUGAUGUUGGAAAGCACGCUAAGAGUGUGGAAGAAACAAGAUGUGAAAAAUAUUUGGGAGAACAUAAUCGACCUAGAUUUUCUGGCUGAAAGGGGCUCCGUCGGACUGCGAGUUUCUGCAUCGGCUGCUUUUCAAGCUAGCAACUAUCACACGACAGCGACAAUCAUACCCUUUGAUUUGAGAACAUAUCAGAUGCAAAUAACCCUACAUGAGCUUCGCCGUACAGUACCCAAGUCUUCAGUCUAUUACAACUGGACUCAGUUAUGA
This is a messenger RNA of Lachancea lanzarotensis, 1737 nucleotides long. It is a transcript of the gene ORC4, whose product is annotated as LALA0S01e18470g1_1. Bases 1 to 1737 code for a protein of 578 amino acids. Gene Ontology annotation, biological process: DNA replication initiation; DNA replication. Gene Ontology annotation, cellular component: nucleus; nuclear origin of replication recognition complex. NCBI's taxonomy places the organism in Eukaryota, Fungi, Ascomycota, Saccharomycetes, Saccharomycetales, Saccharomycetaceae. Gene Ontology annotation, molecular function: DNA replication origin binding. The record is from RefSeq and is a predicted model, not a curated record. The transcript has a single exon.